Molecule: messenger RNA, 1702 nt
Organism: Xenopus laevis (African clawed frog)
Lineage: Eukaryota; Metazoa; Chordata; Amphibia; Anura; Pipidae
Product: protein spinster homolog 1-like
Exons: 12
Source: RefSeq, a predicted model, not a curated record
UAUUAUCUGUCUUGUCUUUUCAGUAUUUUCAGCUACUUUGGAUUUCCAUUCAACUUUUUCAACUUAUUUCGACAUUACAAAGAAUCAAAGCAAAGUCCUCAGGAAACAGACAUAGAGAGAAAUGUAAUAAACGAAGAGCAGAAAGAUGAGCAGAGAGUAGAGACGAAGGAUCCCCAUCAAAUCUCCUAUAUACGUGCCGUGUUGAUGGUGGCAUUAUUUGCCUACCUACACUUUGUUGCCUUUGUGGACCAGUAUAUAUUUGUGGCAAUUCUACCAGUUAUAAAACAAGACUAUCAUGUCGUCGGAUAUACAUCACAAUUUAUAACUUUAGGGUAUCUGGGCACUAGAGUGACCCUUUCACCAUUUAUAAGCUGUGCCACAUCUCGCUGUGAUCGUAAAAUGGUGACGUGCAUCGGACUAUUUUUCUAUACCCUUCUCUCCUUGGGAUGCACAUUUAUUCCCCAGCAGGGGUUCUGGCUCUUCAUGCUCACACGACUAUUUCUGGCUUCAAUGGCGGAAAGCUGCUUAAGUACGGUUCCUUUGGUGAUUGCCGAUCUAUUUUAUCCAGACCAGAGAACACGCGUACUAGGUUUUUACACCUGUACUAAAUCAGUUUGCUGUAUGCUUGCUUGCCUCUUUGGAACGCCCGUAGUUGAGUUGGCAUCUUUACACUGGCAUUAUGCACUAUGGACAACCCCAGGGCUUGGCCUUUUGGGUCUGGUGCUGGCAAUAAUAAUUAUGAAGGAUCCUCAACCAGAAGGAAUGGACGAAGUGGAGAAUGACAGUGAAGAUACUGAAUUAAGAUAUUCCUGUUUUUCGGACCUAAAGCAACUGCUGAGCAAUUGUAGCUUUCUCACCUACACAGCUGGAGCAUUAUGCUAUGUUUUUGUGUAUGGUGCAAAGAAUAGCUGGGCCCACCAAUUAGUUAAAAAAACCCGGCAAGAGCUACUUAUCGAGACACAGUGUUUGACCACAGGCUGCAGCUAUGAUGACAACCUCUUCUAUGGAAUCAUCAAAUGUGUAACGGAUCUAAUUGGACUUCUUCUUGGCAUGGAAUUCAGCAAGCGUUACAAGAAGUGGACUCCUAAAAUAGACGCAGUAUUGUGUGGAAUAGGGCUCAGCGUCUGUGCCCCCAUGCUUAUGGCGUUUAUAUUCUUCCCAGGGUUCAACAUUCCCAUUGCCUAUGUUUUCGUUGCCAUCUCUGGAGCAUUUCAAGCUAUAUGCCAAGUCCCGUUGCUUAACAUGAAACUGAACAUAGUGAGCCCAAAACUACGUGAGACAGCCAAUAUUUUCCAUCAGUUCUUCUCUAAGCUGUUAGGAACUGUCGGGCACAUAUUCUUUGUUCAAUUGGUCUCUGCAGAAAUACAGCAGAUCAGUCCUCAUGCCACUAAGCUGAGCAUUAUGCAGUAUUCGCUGGCAUUUUUACCAUUGGUGGCAGUGAUUGGAUCGUUAUUAUUCUUUAUAAUGGCAUAUUGCAUAAAGGAGAAACAGAUAAUGGCAGAAGAGCCAAUAGCUGUCAUCAGCCAGAAAUAACCAGACAAACUGAACAGAACAUCCAGGGCUGUGACACAGAAAUUUGAUCUUCAUUGUUUGGAGAAGCAAUCAAAACCCCUUCAUAAUUCGUCAGUCUGUAACGCAGACCAAGGCCUCAAUUCUGCAUUGAAAAGACUGUGUGGGAAUUAUAGACAUUCACAGAAUUGGA